AUGGAAAACAAAGGAAACACUACUUGGGAAUACUUUGGAGAAGAAGAAGAAGAAGAAGCGGAGGACACUCUUUCUUUCUGCAACCUCAACAUACAAGAAUACAAAGAAUGCUCCGUCCUUCAAAGCCCUAGAGAUUCCUCAGCUCAGGAUUUGUUUGAGUUCUUCAGCGAUGAACGAAGCCCUGAAUUUUUCAGCGCCCCAGAUGUCGUUUUCUGCGGGAAACUCAUGCAUGAGAACCGAGAUGAUCAGCUCAAUGAGUAUCAAAAGAGAGACUAUCUAACCAUGGUCAGAUCCCACUCUUUUCGUCCUUCUUCUCGUGAUGAAAAGGACCGUUCUACGGCGACAAAAAGCUUGGUUUCUCGCCAGAUUUCGAGUUCUAAGUCUCGCGUGGGUUCAAUCUAUCGUGUGCAGAAUGUGAACAUAUCUGGUUUGACUUCCAUGUCAAAGAAGUCCAGAAGAAGAAUGUUCAUGUUUGGACCAGUCAAGUUCAAGCCAGAAAUGGAGCUGAGUGCUAUUAAGGAGAGGCAAGGCCGUCGUUCGACUACUAGUACCACCAUGUCGCCGCCAACGCAGGUAAAGGAUGGCGGAAAGGCGGUGGUCAGAAGUGGUGGGAAGGCGGCACCAGCAGCAGAUAAGGGAAAGAGGAGUGGCACCUGGAAUAUGGUGAGGUCGUUGCGGGGCAAAGGCCACCUCACUGCCGUGUUGGCCAGGUCGUUCGGGUGCAUUCCAGCUGCUGCUAGUGUGGGAAAAUACCUUCCAGUGGCCAAUUAG
Molecule: messenger RNA, 771 nt
Organism: Coffea eugenioides
Lineage: Eukaryota; Viridiplantae; Streptophyta; Magnoliopsida; Gentianales; Rubiaceae
Exons: 1
Coding region: 1-771 (256 amino acids)
Source: RefSeq, a predicted model, not a curated record